GAGAGAGAGCUUUUCUGGCCGCUUCUCAGUUAAUUUAUCUGCUUGCAGGGGCUUUGCACGUCUUAACAGGUUGCGGAUCUUAAACUGCCUGUGAUUAGGUCUUCCUCAUUCACACGUUACAUACAUAUUCAGAAGCAAUAUAGUUUCUAAGCAGCGUUGGGCCUCAUGGCCUUGAGGAACAAGAAAUUGCAUUGUACUAAAGAGAGCAUACCAAAGGCAUGAUAGAAAAACGUAACGUACAUUAUAACUAAGAAAGCCAAGGUCAGGGAAGAAGGGAAAAGCAGGAGUAUGUCGAGUCCGCUAGAUGCCAGUGGAGAGGAGGGAGGGGGGGUCGUGUCUGACUGGUUACAGUGCCAGGCCCCCCCCCAGUCCCACACCUGGGACUCUGCACCCCGGACCUGCGCCCCGUGCCUUGCUCCCUGGCCACCGGCCCUGCUCCCUCUCUUAGCUAUGGCCCUCCUGUGGCCAGGCCCCAUGGUCACUCCUAGCUGUGGCUGCAGCUUUGCCCCCCUGUCCCCUGUCCGGGUCCCCCCUCCCAGAGACAGGGGCAAGGAGACUGGCUUUCAGCACCCCCGCGGGGGAAGUGUUCUAGGCCCACUGUGUGCAGCUGAGAACAGGAGCUGUUGUGACAUAGGCCAGCGGUCCAGGAAGCGUUUCCCAGGCCCGGUGACUGAGCGGACCCUUUCCCUGUCCCAGUUUACGCUCUCGGCGCCCUGUUCUGCAGUGCCUCCUCAUGGGACUCUAAUUCUGCUUCCUUGUCAUGCAGGGUGCAAGGGGCCCACCUGGGAAAGCGAGCUUCACCGGCGUGCCGACGGGGGGUCGGUAUGAUCCCUACGGCUUUGCUGUAAAGGGAGAGAAGGGAGAGCGGGGGCUCCCUGGGAAAGAUGGAAUUCCUGGGUUGCCGGGACGACCGGGGCGAGCAGGCCCCCCCGGCUCCCCCGGGCUGAUGGGGCAUCCUGGGACCCAAGGGGAUCUGGGACCACCUGGAUACCCAGGGCCGGCGGGGCCAAAAGGAGACAGAGGGGAACCGGGCUAUGUGCUGGGAGGAGUGGAAGUGAUUCCUGGCCGAAACGGACAACCUGGCUCUCCGGGGCAGAAAGGGCAGCCGGGAGUUCCCGGAGCAACAGGACCGCCCGGGCCACAGGGACCACCUGGGAUGUCUGUGAAGGGUGAGCAUGGAGACGCAGGCCGGAGAGGGCCUCGAGGGAAAAGCGGCGCCAAGGGUGACAAAGGAGAUGCAGGAGAGGCUGGCAAACCUGGUCUGCCGGGGCCCCUCGGGCUGGAUGGUGCUCCUGGAAUCGCUGGACCCAGGGGAGAAAAGGGUGAGGCAGGGAUUGGCAUUCCGGGCACACCUGGCCGUAAGGGAGCAGAAGGAGGAAAGGGGGACGUUGGACCACCCGGAGCACAAGGACAAAAGGGUGAACAAGGAUUGCCUGGACAAGAAGGACGGGUUGGCCCCAGGGGUAAAAAAGGCCACGCAGGAGUCAAAGGGGAGAAGGGGGAACCUGGAGAAACGGGGCUGAAGGGACCUCAAGGAAUUGCUGGCCUUCCGGGAAUGGUGGGGCAGAAAGGAGACCAAGGAACCCAGGGCUUUCCAGGUGCUCCGGCCAUGGGGGUUGUUGGACCACCAGGCAAGAAGGGCGCUAGAGGGGAUAUUGGGCCACUCGGCCCCCCAGGACCACAGGGAGACAAAGGGAAACAAGGAGAGAAAGGAGAGAAGGGAAGUCCCGGUUUCGGCUGGCUGCCCGAAAUCACCAUCCACCCCCGCAACUUUUGGCUGUGGGGCCGUGUUCCCAGCCCGUGCCAGGGUGUCCGGGAAUCACGUGCGGGCGUUUUCUCUGCGGCGGACUGGCCUUGGCUAGGACUGGGAGAUCCGAUCUAA
Messenger RNA from Pelodiscus sinensis (Chinese soft-shelled turtle), 1882 nucleotides. The record is from RefSeq and is a predicted model, not a curated record. Lineage: Eukaryota; Metazoa; Chordata; Testudines; Trionychidae.